Molecule: messenger RNA, 3995 nt
Organism: Poecilia reticulata (guppy)
Lineage: Eukaryota; Metazoa; Chordata; Actinopteri; Cyprinodontiformes; Poeciliidae
Gene: zfyve19
Product: zinc finger, FYVE domain containing 19
Biological process (GO): abscission; mitotic cytokinesis checkpoint signaling
Cellular component (GO): midbody; cleavage furrow; centrosome
Molecular function (GO): metal ion binding; phosphatidylinositol-3-phosphate binding
Source: RefSeq, a predicted model, not a curated record
UUUGAUAAUGACAACGUUAACCACCCUAAAACACAUAGCCAAUUUUCCAAAUUUCUGCCCAUUAUAGCUGCAUUUCCGUACGUCCUCAAUCGCAUUACUCAAGAGGAGACGCAAUGGACAGUCGCUGUUAUGGCUGUGCAUCAAAGUUUAGUCUCUUCAAGAAGGAGCUGGGCUGUAAGAAUUGCGGACGCUCCUUCUGCUCCAGCUGUUUGAGUCUCAGUGCUGUGGUGCCUCGCUGUGGCAACACCCAGCAGAAGGUCUGCAAGCAGUGUCAUGGUAAUCUCACAAGAGGGGAAUCUUCGAACAAUGCUGGAAGAUGGUCCCCUCCAGAAAACUACAAAAAACGGGUUGCAGCACUGGAGGCCAAACAGAAACCGCAGUCCACACAGCCCGGUGUGCAUGGAGGGAGCAGAAAUGGCAAAUCGGUCCAUCUACCAACCAAAGGGCUUAGUAAAGAAGACUGCGCUAUUGCUGAGAGGCUUCAAAAGCUAAAAGAAGACACCAAACCAAAGUCUAUCCCUUCUGAAAAGGAGAUUGAGUCACGUCUUGCUGCUCUGAAAACGCCCAGCCAGCCAGUGCCUUCUUCAGAGGAUAUGGAGGAUCGCCUGGCAGCUCUGCGGGGUCAGCCACCUCCAUCUCAAGCUCCUCGACCAGUACACCAGCCUCCUGACACCAGGACUCAAACUGAAAAAGCCAAUGAUUUGAUUACUCAGAUGGCAGAAGAAGUCGCCAUUGAUGACCAACAGUCAAGUCCAGAAGAUAGUGUAGAUAUGAACGAUCUCAACAAAGGUGAAAGUGCUGCUUCAGACGAGAACCUGGAGGACAACCAGGGAGCAGUGAGACAGCAGGAGGCAGAGAAAGACUGUCUGCUUGAAGAAGCCAUGAAGGAACUGAAGAGGGAGAAAUAUUCCCAGGAUGAGAUCCUUCACAUGGCCAAGAGGCUGGCACAGUUAAAAGGGCAGGAUCCAGAUAAAGUCACAGCAGAGGAUUUCAGACAACCUGACAGUGAAGAAGAGACUGAGGAAGAAGCCGUGAGGAGAGUCCUGAAACAGCUUUCAGAAGAAGCUGCACUUGAUGAAGCCAGUGGCUACAACAUACCCAUAGAGCACAGCGGACCCAGGAACAGAGAAAAAAAGAAAACCUCUACAAAACCAACUCCUGCCCCGACGAGCCGGACCUCUCCCGCUGCUGCUGCACAUCAGCCGUCAGACAGCGACGACGAAGAACUUCCCUGGUGCUGCAUCUGUAACAAAAACGCCACCCUGCGUUGCCACACCUGUGACGGAGACCUGUACUGCAGCCGCUGCUUUCGGGAAGGCCAUGAUAAAUAUGACAGGAAGGAGCAUCACACCAGUAGCUACACUGCUCCGAAGAAGAAGAGGAAGACAUGAUACUGAAGAUGCUCAUCUUAUUAAACUCUGACCUUUCAUGGCUGUAGGACUUGCUCUUUAGCCUCACAGGGAGUAUUGCAGUAACCUAAAACGGCGUUAUAGGAAAUAAAAACACUACUAUAAACCAGAGCUCAUCAUAACACAUUGACUUACAGGGCCUAGCUUAAGGAUUAAUCAACACCCUCAGGGGGUUUUCCAGUUUUUCAUGGCACAACCACAAACUUAAUUGUAUUUCAUUGGGAUUUAUAGUGAUACACCAUCACAAAGUAGCAUGUAUUUAUGUUGCAGGAAAAAAAGGAUACAUGGUUUUCAACCUGUGAUACGACUGUUUCUGUUCGUAGUCUUAAUGUUCCACUUUAAAGUGAACCUCCAUCUCAUCCUCAAGUCUAACAGGUUUUUUUUCCUCAGAGAUUGCCUUCUACUUCACUUCCUCCUCCCACCCACACAUAGUACGACACUGCCAUCACAAUGUUAAGUGUGUUAAGAGUUUUAUUUUUCAACACAGAUAAUGUUUUAAAUAUUUACCAAGUAGUUCCGUUUGGUCUCAUCUGAGAAGAGCAUCAUUUUUCUUCAUGGGUACUUCUUUUUAUCACAUGCACACUCACAGUUGUCUUGAUGAUUGAUUCUCCCACUUGAGGUAUACAUUUAGUUUAUAAGUUUAUAAGACUUUUGACAUCAGCUGGUUGAACUGGAGUUUAUUUAGGGGUAUCGGUGUAAAAGAAACUGAAUAUGUUUUCCAGUUCAUUUGUGCAAAAAAAAAAAUCUGUAGAGUGUUUGUGUUUGUCAUUUAUAUUAAAUCCCUAUAAAAGACAAUGAGAUUUGGGGUUGUGGUGUGAGAAAAUCCAAAAAAGUUGGAGGGGUUGAUUCAACUUGCAAGGCAAAGUGUAGUGAGGAACUUAAAAGACAUUUAAAAAUAAUGUGCAAGACUUCUAGCAGUGUUAGACUAAAAUUAGACAAGACAUGUAAUAUCUGAAAAUUAUCUUCUUAGAACUUGCUAAAAAAAACAAAAGGCAUUAGUUGAAGAUGCUAAAGAAAACACAACUUAGAAGUGUCAAAGUGAAUAAGAAGCAUCACAGGUUUUUUUUUCUUUUUUGCAGCACUUCCAUCAAGCAAGACAGAUCAUGAGCUCACCCGAGACAAUGUGCACUCGCUUGCAGACUAUUGUCAGCUAGAUACUAAAAAGUCACAGAUGAGUCCGUGUGAAAGAAUCACUGAGGCCUUUGUUCCCUUUGUGCUGUUGUUCUUGUCUAUGUUUGGCUGUGGUUCUGACAUUAGCGCUGACUCUCUUGUCGCUUGAUUCUAAAUGAAGCAAUUGUUUUGAUUAUUUUUAACACCAAAGGUCCUUUUUUUUUUUUUUUAAGAAAUGUGUCAUUAUUUGAGAAAAUCGUCUGGCAGGUCCUCUUUGUGCUGUAUGUAUGGAUUCUUUGUCAGUGAAAGAAUGAAUGAGUCAGAGUCGUACAAAUAACCGUAAUGGAACCCUCAACAAAAAGACACUGCCUAUGACAGUGAGAGGACCAAAGUGCAGUUAACUUGGAGGAAGCCUUCACACUCUCCUCUGGGUGCUCCCUCCAUUAAUGGUGGCCAUGUUUGCCUUUUCUGGCCAUGUCAUGCACCACCCCACCACCACCACACACAGGAAAUGGAUGGGUAUAAUGGGUGCACGCUUAAUGGAACAUCCUGUGGCUGAUUUCAGUGUGUUUACUCCUAGACCUGACAUGUUGACGCCUCCAUUGUUUCCAUCACUCUGUUGAAAAAUUCAUGUCAGAAAACAGAACGCUGACGGUUAUCCUUUCAGCUGUGUCCAGACAAAGUGCCGCAGGGCGUAAUGAAAAGCGGCUGUGAUAGUAGAGUGGUUUUAUUAGUGCUGUAAAUUUUGUCCAAGUAAUGCAACUGCUUUUCCAAUAAUUCGUUUUUUUUUUCUUCUUUUUUUUGUAGAAGGUAAUUCAAAUUAAAAAGUGAACUUCAUAUUAUAGAGAACCAUUACGCACCGAGUGAUAUAUUUCAAGCAUUCACUUCUAUUCAUUUAGAUGAUUACAGCUUACAGCAAAUUGCUAUUUUCCGGAUGAUUACAGGGUACUAUAUUUAAGCAUAUUGAUAGUAAGGUGAGUGGAAGGUGCUGAGGCAGAGUAAAAAGGUUGCUUGAGAUCCAGUGAACUACCCACAGUCAGGACUUGUAAGUAGUACUUGGUUUCAUGACCAAGGCAUCAUUGUUCUCCUCUGCAAACUCUCCCGACCCCAAACCACAUAGAAAAUCUUUGUUGUAUUAUCAAGAGGAAGGUGAGAGACAUCAAACGCAACAUUAAAAAUAAGCUAAAAGCUGCUUUUUAAUCAACCUGGGCCUUCUUGACAUCUUGGCAGAACCGCUGACCGAUUGUCUCUGAUGCAGAAACAAUUCUUUUUUUGUUUUCAUUAGCUUUGGGUCCUAAUCAUCAAAAUUAGCAAAAACAAAACUUGAAAUAUGCCACUGUAAUGACUAUGUGAAACAUUUGUGUUCCUUUUUUAUUUGAAUUGAAACCCAAACAAACCUUUCACUAAUACUCUAAUUUAUUCAAAUGGAACCUGUAGUUGCAUAAUUAAUGUUGAAUAAAACCAACUGGUUCAUCA